AUGAGGUAUUAUGAUUACUUAUAUCAUUUACAUUAUUCGGACUGUCAUCAUCUUCAUUGUCAUAUUCACAACGUUUCGGCCGUUGUACGCCCCGGCCUUCUUCAGGCAACCUUCUUCUAUUUUUCCUUUAACUCCUUCUCAAUCCGAUUCAUCUUCUUCAUAGCGAUUCUUUUUCUUCAUUUUCUUCUUUUCUUCAUUUUUUCUUUCUUCUUCGAAUCAUUCUCCUUAUCUGUAAACCUAUCUAUCUUUCUGCUGUCUUUCUUUCUCACAUCUUUGUCAAAUUAUUUCUCCUUCCUUUUCCAUUCUAAAGACUUCUUCUUCUUCUUCUUCUUCUUCUUCUUCUUCUUCUUCUCAUUCUUCUCAUUUUUCUCUCCUUCUACUUCUUCUUCUCUCCUCAUUCUUCUCAUUUUCCUUUCCAUCUUCUUCUUCUUCUUCUUCUUCUUCUUCUUCUUCUUCUUCUUCUUCUUCUCUCCUCAUCCUUCUCAUUUUCCUCUCCUCCUCCUUUUCUUCUCUCCUCCUCCCUCUCAUUUUCCACUCCUCCUUCACCUUCUUCUCUCCUCAUCCUUCUCAUUUUCCUCUCCUUCUUCUUCUUCUUCUUCUUCUUCUUCUUCUUCUUCUUCUCUCCUCCUCCCUCUCAUUUUCCUCUCCUUCUUCUUCUUCUCUCCUCAUCCUUCUCAUUUUCCUCUUCUUCUUCUUCUUCUUUUGUUCACUCCUAUUUUUCGGAAUCCAUUCAAUCAUUAUCUUCCAUUCAACCUGUCUAUUGUUGUCCGAUAA
Messenger RNA from Acanthosepion pharaonis, 774 nucleotides. NCBI's taxonomy places the organism in Eukaryota, Metazoa, Mollusca, Cephalopoda, Sepiida, Sepiidae. The record is from the annotation of a GenBank genome assembly.